Molecule: messenger RNA, 1994 nt
Organism: Mastomys coucha (southern multimammate mouse)
Lineage: Eukaryota; Metazoa; Chordata; Mammalia; Rodentia; Muridae
Gene: Actl10
Product: actin like 10
Exons: 1
Coding region: 402-1406 (334 amino acids)
Source: RefSeq, a predicted model, not a curated record
CCAUCUAUAGCCAGGUAACUCUAGCCAAGCUAGGUGGCUUGCCAAGAGAGCUGUCUAGGAAGGCUGGGACUCUGGGACCCUAAAGUGGAAUCAAGUCUUGAUUAUCAACAGUGACACUUUGAAGUAGUGCUACAAAAAGGAACCGUUGCUCUUAAGAGGCGGAGCCUCAUAGCCAGAGGUGGAGCUGAGAACUGAGAGGGCCCAUUAUCCACCCAGAAGGCCCAUAGGGCUUCGGGACACACUGAGCCCUGAAGGUGGCGUCGGUGCACCGGACUCGCCGCGCCCGCAGGCUGCCUUCAUUGGACCACGUUGCUGUGGUUGUAGACCAAGGCUCGGGCUUCACCAAGGCAGGCUUCGCUGGGGAGAUCAAGCCGCGGGUUGUGCUGAAGAGCUCGAGUCUGAUGCCUAGUUGGGACCGGCCUGUGCUGCCAGGAGCACCGGGUUGCGAGCUGGCGGGAGGCGUGGCCCGUGCGCACCCUAUCAAGCAUGGAGUAGUGGUGGACUGGGACGCACUGGAGGGACUGUGGGAGCGCCUAAUGGUGGGAGGCCUGCAGGUCCACCCCGAGCAGUGGCCUGUGCUGGUAAGCGACUCGCCAUCAGCACCACCUGAGGGCCGAGAGAAGGUGGCUGAGCUGUUGUUCGAGGCCCUGACAGUGCCUGCGUGCCACAUAGCCAGCACGGCUCUGCUGGCACUCUGCUCCAUCGGAGCUUUCAGUGGGUUGGCUGUGGAGGCGGGCGCAGGCGUGUGCCACGCCACACCCGUCUAUGCAGGUCACACCUGGCACAAGGCCACCUUCCGUCUGAAUGUGGCAGGCAGCACCCUGUCGCACUACUUUCGCGAUCUGCUGGUGGCAGCGUGCCCAGAUCUUCAGCUGCAGGCCCUGCCCCGCAAGACCGUUACACAGCUCAAGAAGCGCUGCUGCUAUGUGUCGCUAGAUUUCCAGGGUGAUAUCUGUGACCCUGCCCGCCACAAGAGGGCCUGUUUUUGCCUGGGCAAUGGCUGCUACGUGCGCCUUGGCAGUGAGCGCUUCCGCUGCCCUGAACCCAUCUUCCAGCCAAGUCUCCUAGGCCACCCUGAGCCAGGUCUACCCACGUUGGCCUUCCAGGCACUGCAAAAGAUACCCACAACACUGCGGACACGGCUGGCCAAUACGGUGGUGCUAGCUGGCGGUUCCACCCUUUUCCCUGGCUUUGUGGAGCGCAUGAACCUGGAGCUGGAGGCACAAUGCCGGAGGCAUGGGUACCCGGCCCUGCAGCCCUGUCUGGUGGCUCAUCCUGGACGGGGCACAGCUGUAUGGACUGGAGGUUCCAUGAUGGCCUCCUUGAACUCCUUUCAGUGCCGCUGGAUGACUCGAGCCAUGUACCAAGAACAUGGCCCUUUCCUGGUGCGAGAAGUGUUCGAUUGAGUUUUAUAUCGAAUGAGAAUGAUGGAUGGUGCCACCAGGGGGUACCUGAGGAACAGAGGUUGCAACUCUGUCCUAGCACGGAGAACCAGAUAAACAGAUUCAAGUGUUCGCAGCUGGCGGGUUAUCAUAUGGGAAUGGGCUGCCCUUUUCCUUUUCUGAGCUAACCCUGACCUUCAUUUUGCUUUCAAUUUGAAUACCCAAGCCAGUUUAGAGAAUGCCAGUUCAGCAGGGCCAAACUUAAAGAACAAUAUUUGAAAAAACUCUUACAUGAGGGAACAAGAAGUCCUGUCCCUGGCUGUGUGUUCAGGUGACCCCUGAAGGCCUCAGUUUCCCUUUUUCUGUAGAAAGUGGGGUCAGGGAGCAGGAGUAUAGUGCCGUAGUACCUAGCAGGCGCAAGGCCUUGGGUUCCAUCCUCAGUACCAAAAACAGGAUGGUCAGGUAAAACCCCACGCCUGUCACCCCUAAGAGGAGAUCAUUUUCUCUAGUGUUUGAGGCAGGAUCUCACUCUGUUGCCCAGGCUGAUUUCAGUCUCAGGCUCUCCUGUCUCUUCCAAGUGCUGAGGUUAAAAGUGUACGCUAACUCCAGGCA